This is a messenger RNA of Erigeron canadensis, 307 nucleotides long. RefSeq lists its product as uncharacterized. The transcript has 2 exons. Lineage: Eukaryota; Viridiplantae; Streptophyta; Magnoliopsida; Asterales; Asteraceae. The record is from RefSeq and is a predicted model, not a curated record. The coding region runs from base 1 to 213 and encodes 70 amino acids.
AUGGACGGAUUACAGCAAGUCGCCCUCCCCGUGCUUGGAAUUGUAGCCGCAGCUGCUGUUACUUUCUACGUCGUUAGCUUCUCCGAGCUUCGAGAGAAAUCACUUAACAGAGAUUGGGAUGACGACGAAUCCGAAGGAUUCAAGACGUCAUUGAGCUCAAGAGAAAGAAGAGCUAGAAGAAAAGCACAAAAGCAAAGUAACAAUAAACCUUAAUUAACUCAUGACUGCUUUCAUUCUUUCUGUUUUCAUUGUUUUAGACAUAAAACACAAGCUGCUGUCAUUAUAAAUUAUUGUCUUUGCCGUGUAA